GUAGAUACGGGCUAUUGAAUCAAUACGGGAUGUUUUUGAACUCGCACUGCUCUCUUCUUCAGGUCACGAGACGCACACCAUGGGCGGUUGCCACUCGUCUGGACCGAACGAAGCUUUAGUAAUCUCAGGCGGGUGCUUUGACCACGAAUCGAAGCGAACGAUAGUUGGAGGCUGGGGAUGGGCUUGUGCGUGUGUUACCGACGUACAACGUCUGUCUAUGGAGGUGAUGACGUUAAAUCCACAAUGUGAGAAAGUAGAAACAUCACAGGGCGUUGCUAUCACUGUGACUGGUGUUGCUCAAGUCAAAGUGAUGGCAGAUAUGCAGCUUCUUGCAAUAGCCUGUGAGCAGUUUCUCGGCAAGUCUGUCAGGGAAAUCGAAGAUGCAAUUUUGCAGACACUGGAGGGUCAUUUGAGAGCAAUACUUGGCACUCUCUCUGUAGAAGAAAUAUACCAAGAUCGAGAGAAAUUUGCUGCUUUGGUACGAGAAGUUGCAUCUCCAGAUGUUGGGAAGAUGGGCAUUGAAAUUCUCAGCUUUACGAUCAAGGAUAUUUUUGACACUGUGCAGUACCUUGAUUCACUUGGAAAGACACAGACAGCCGAAGUGAAGAAGAAUGCCGAGAUUGGUGUUGCUCAGUCACAGCGUGAUGCAGGAAUAAGGCAGGCAGAAGCGGAGAGAGAACGAGUGGAAGUUCGCUAUGCAGCUGAUGCUGCUAUUGCAAAGUCAAAGAAUGAGUUCGAAUUGCAGAAAGCUGCGUUUGACCAAGAGGUGAACACAAAGAAGGCACAAGCAGAAUUGGCAUAUCAACUGCAGGCAACAAAAGAGCAGCAAAGAAUCAGAGAAGAAGAAAUUCAGAUAGAAGUUAUAGAACGAAGAAAGCUGAUUGACAUCGAAGAGCAGGAAAUUGCAAGAAAGGAGAAAGAGCUGGUGGCAACCGUCAAACGACCAGCAGAAGCUGAAAGCUUCAAGGUUGAAACAAUCGCCCAAGGAAAACGAACUCAAACUGUUGCAAAAGCUCAAGCAGAAGCAGAAGCAAUCAAACUAAUUGGUGCAGCCGAGGCAUCCGCUAUUGAAGCAAAGGGAAAGGCAGAAGCCGAGAGGAUGAGACAGAAGGCAUCUGCAUACAAGCAGUAUGGUGAUGCCGCCAUGAUGUCUCUCAUCUUGGAAUCACUACCAAAGCUUGCAGCUGAGGUGGCCGCACCAUUGGCAAAGACUGACCAAAUGGUUAUCCUUGGUUCACAAGACGGCGUUGCUGGAGAAAUAACCAAACUGAUCGGACAACUUCCUCCUGCGGUUCAGGCACUCACUGGAGUUGAUUUGUCAGGAGCUUUGGGAAAAAUUCCGGGUGCCAGAUCAUGAAGUACUUGAUGUGUUGUCAUCUACAGAGUAUAAAAACUCAAUUGCUACGCUGAUUUAGACUUGCCUAAUUGGUGGAUGGAAUUGCAGCAUUGAUGCCUUUCUUUUACACUUGCUUCAAAUACCAUGUCUAGUUUGCUGAAACAUACAAGAAAUAUCUAAGCUAAACUGUACACAA
Molecule: messenger RNA, 1532 nt
Organism: Corticium candelabrum
Lineage: Eukaryota; Metazoa; Porifera; Homoscleromorpha; Homosclerophorida; Plakinidae
Product: flotillin-2-like
Exons: 7
Coding region: 80-1357 (425 amino acids)
Biological process (GO): protein localization to plasma membrane; regulation of myoblast differentiation
Cellular component (GO): plasma membrane; cytoplasmic vesicle; flotillin complex
Source: RefSeq, a predicted model, not a curated record